Messenger RNA from Nezara viridula (southern green stink bug), 6234 nucleotides. Lineage: Eukaryota; Metazoa; Arthropoda; Insecta; Hemiptera; Pentatomidae. The record is from the annotation of a GenBank genome assembly.
CUUUAUCAGUAAAUUUAUAGCUUUCAUAAAACUUAAUAGUCUUCAUUUAUGCAAUAAAUUGUUAUUUAACGAAACAAUUUUAUCAAUUGGCUGUCUUACACUGGAGUCCUUGCCUUCUACCUACCUAGAAAUGUAGCUAAAACCACAAUCUUCUAUGUUUGCAGUAGAGGUUAGAAUUUAUCUACUGCUUAAAAACCCAGACCAUUAUCAAGUUGCCUGUUAAAUUCAAGGAUUAGGUUGAUUAGUGAUAAGGUGAUCUAUGAAAUUUGUUUGACAAUUAAUUCUCUGGAAUUUUUUUGAGCUCGUUGAUGUUUCUUGUAAUAUCUUAAAACUCUUUAUUGGACUUAUUUAUGAUUGUUUCCUCCAAAAUAAAAUUAAUAACUUAAAAGUGAUUCAGUAUAAAAAUUUGAAUCUAGCUGGGUUUUUUAUCCGAAUGCUUCCUUUAAAUCACCUAUUUAAUAAAUGCUAUUGUUGGAAUGACUUUAUGAUAACAUUGUCAGUAGUGAUAUGUGAUGAAUUUUUGAUGACAAUUUCUUUUUUUGGUACUAACAAUGACUUCAGUAACAGAAAGAAGUGUCCUUAGGUGGAAAGAAUGGAUCCCUCUUAUAACUCAACAACAAAGAUUGAGAAAUUUGAUUCAAGUUAUCGCAUAUAAUAUUCAUGUCAAAGUUGAAAUGAUGGAGUUGAAAAAAACUAAGAAAUUUUAUUACUAUUAUACAUUGCAUUUAACAGCGAUGUCUUCUCCGCUGUACACCAGUGAACACUUAGAGAGUGAAAAUCCUAAAUGGGCCGAAAUAGAAAUAAAUAAACUAUAUGGUUCAGCUAAUGGUGUUGUCAUACGACUAUGGGUUCAUGUACCUGAUGAUGUUGAUAGUGUAAUCACAGUGUGGGGAAUUUAUUUUAGUGGAUUGGUGUACAUCGGUCCUCGCCUGAGUUGUACUGAUUCAUCUUCUUUUUCUCCUAACUCCUUAAUACUGCAUAUGCAUGGUGGAUAUUUUACAGCUCCCCAUUGUUUUCUUAAUCCUCAUCCAGUUACUCCAAGAACAAUCUCAAUACAAUUGGAUGCUAUAAAUGUCAAGCCUAGCUACUCUAUUGAUUUACUUUUGAGGCUUCAGUCGUUGCAACAUUCCAUUAAAAAAGAAUCUCAUGCCACAUCCGUUCUUCAACAACAAAUUGCUGAAGGCUUAUUUGCAUCUACUUAUCAGAACUCUGAUAAUAGCAGAGGUAGUGCCGCUCUUAGAAAACUACUUAGCAAGAAAUCUCCACCAAAGGCAGACCCAGUUCAAGUUCUAGCCGUAAAGAGAGAACUCGAAAUGAUGAGGUUUAAAGUAAAGUUACUUACAGAGCACAAGGAUUUGGUACAUGUAACUUUGCAGAAAAGAUUAACGGAACGAAACAAUCUAUUAGAAAAAAAUCAAGAUAGAGAAUCAGAGCUCAUGGAAAAUUUUUGUUGCCUCCGAAGGGAGAUUGAGAAAAAAAGAGAAAUGAAAGCUGAGUUGACAGAAUGUAAAGCUCAGUUGACGCAAACAGCCAGUUUACUUGAUUUAAGAAGGCGUGAAAUAAUUUCUGAGUUAGCUUAUAUUUAUCCAAUUGUGCAGCUUUCAGAUGGUAGGUAUACUAUUAGAGAUGUUCAUUUGCCUAAUUCUGAAGAUUUUGAAGGUAAAGAUGAAUUGAUGAUAUCUGUUGCCCUUGGCUUCGUUGCACAUCUCGUUCAGAUGAUAUCAUACUUUAUGGAUGUACCAACGCGCUACCCUAUUUGCCAUUUCGGUUCCAGAAGCAAAAUUAUCGAUCAUAUUACUGAUAACAUACCUGACAAGGAGAGGGAAUUUCCAUUGUACUCCCGUGGUAAAGAAAGGCAUGCAUUUAAUUAUGGUGUAUAUCUCUUAAACAAAAACAUAGCACAACUACGGUGGUAUUGUGGACUGACCACGUCUGAUCUAAGGCAUACUCUACCGAAUCUGCAAGGCCUUAUGAAUCUGAAGAGAGAUGACUUUGGAAGGAAUGUGAAUGCCAAUAAAAGUCAAAGAAAAACUGGUUUGAGUUUUUCUCUCGAUCAUGGAUUAGAUAAUGUUGACGCAAGACAGGUGAAUUCUGAUCCUCAACCGUACACUUUUGAAAGAAGGCUUCAGCAUGAAACCCAUCCACCUAUCCAUGAUUUAGCAUCUCUAAUGUCGUUAGAUAUACCUUCUCAUUCCAAAAGCAGCUAUCACGAGGAUAUCACUUCUUCCACUUCUGAUCUUAAAUGUACUGAAGUCGCGGAAGAUAUUUCUCGACUAAGAGUAUCUGAUGAUUCUGAACUAAAAAUACCUGAUGAUUCCAAAAUAAAAAUAUCUGAUGAUACUGAACAAAAAAUACCUGCUGAUUCUGAACUAAAAAUAUCUGAUGAUUCUGAACUAAAAAUACCUGAUGAUUCUGAACUAAAAAUACCCGAUGAUUCUCUACUAAAUAUAUCUAAAGGAGAUGAAAACAGUUGUGAUAUUCCAGGAACCGAGCAAAUUAUCUAUGAGUCUCAUUCUCAUGAUGAUUUAAGUUCCUUUAAUGAAGAAACUAGUGUUUCUCAUGAAAUAUGAUACUUACUAUAUUAUUUACUAAAUCUAUUUUCUAUUCCAGUAUUAUAUUUAUACACAAUUCAUAUUUAUUUGGAUUGCAGUUGAUGUAUAGUUAUCAGAAUUUUUUUUUUUUAAUAGAAGAAUAUAAACGUCAGUAUGUAUAAACAAGCGUAAGAAACUUUGUAAUCUAAAGCUAAAAUAUUGAGAAAUUUAUAACUAUAUAAUAAAUAUUUCAAUUCAUAUUUAAUCAAAAGUAAUACUUUAACGGAUCGCCGUAAAGAAAACUUGGAAGCAAUACAGCAGAUUAAUAUUAACAGUGUUUUAAAUAAGUGGCUGUAUCUUAGGUUUUUAUUUUUAUCUUGGGUAUUUUUGAUAACUUUAUUAGAAAUUCCUUCCCUAUACAUUGUAUUUAUUAAUAUUAGUUUAGAGAAACCUCUCAACGACAGAAAGCCAUGGGUUUAUUGUCUAGGGCUGAAGGAUUUGUUCAUUUUAGAACUAUUUCCACCGGAACAGAAUAUUUUCUUAUUAAAAAAUAAUUACCUAGAUAUCUGUAGGUCCUACUUAUCUUAUUAACAUUAGAAUGAGAGGGGAGUCCAACACCUUUUCUGCAUAGCUGGUCCGCUUUCUCUUUGCCUUGAAGUGAAUCCAUCACGAAGGAAUAAGAAAAAUAAAAUAAAGUUCUUUACAGAAAUACCCAAGAUCAGAUUAAUAUAAUUCCUCUUAACAAAAUAAUAUUUAAAAACUGCUUCUGUUAUUGUAGUGUUAAAAAUCAUUGAAACAUUAAAGAAUUAUCGAUUAUAAAGUUUUUUUUUAUAUUAGAUUGCCACUAAGACAAAAAAAAAAAUUAUAGAUCGAUGAAAUCCAAGUUUUUUACUUACUCAUAUUUGAGGCUUGUCAGUGUUCAAAUAAAGAGAUUUAUUAUAUAUAUUUAUCGGCUAGCUAGAAGUUAAAAAAGGCCUCUUUCAACAUGUUCCAUAAAACUUAUAUCCAUUAUUAUCCGUAUUUAUAAUUAAUUAAAUAAAUAAGAGAUAUUAAUAGUUUUAAAGAUAAUAGUCCUUUAAUUUUUUUUUUGUGCAAAUAUAUCUAUUCAAAAUUCAAAUAUAAAUUUUAUAAUGCAUUAAAAACAAUAAUUAAAACUAAAGUAAACUGUCUGGCUAAAACUGGAGUUAAAACUAGUUUUCUAUCUAUUAUGUGCUUUUGUGAAUGCCUUUUGUGUCUAAGGAUGAAAAAAAUUGUCAGGAAUUUCAGUCGAUAUUUUUAUUGGAGAAUGUGGGUCAUUCUCACACAUGUUUGGGUCGAAAUGUCAGCUAAUUCACUAAAAAUAUCGACUGAAAUUCCUGACAAUUGUUUUCAUCUUUGUAAUUGAUCAAUUGACUGAUUACCCAUGUCUAAACUUUUGUGUCUAAUAUGCUGAUACAUUUAACAAAAUUAUUUUUGCCACUUUUAUCUAAUAAUCAGUAUGUUAGAUUAUAUCUUUUCUUUGAAACAUGUUUAAAACAUCUUAUUUUUUAUGGUUUUAUAUCAUUGAGGUUGAUAUGAAAUUGUACAUCAACGGUAACACUGCAGUAUAUCUUAUCUCUCAGUAUCAACUAAAAAGAAAUUUGUUUGCAUUUUAUUAGUAUUAGUAAAUACCUCAUAUACAAAUAUUGAUAUAAUUAGAGCAUUUGUAAACUCUAAUAUAUAUAAUGUUUAUAUUUGAUUGAGUCAGUAAAUAUCAAUGUAAAUUGUAGUUAUAUAGAAAAUAAAGCAUCUCUAAAACUUAUGAAAAUUGUGUUAUGACAUAUUUCAGUGUUACUGUUGAUAUGUCACUUUUACAGUGGUAUGUAUCCUUUAUAGCAGAGGUCUUAAAUCCAUCUAAAUUUUCUAAAAUAUAAAAAAAUUGAGAUAAUAUCUUAUUAGGAGAUAAGUAAUAAAAAAUAAAUGAAUUAGGAAAAAAGUAAGAAAAAAUAAAUUAGCAAGUUCUUUUUCCAGACAAAUAGUAGCUUAUUCUAUCCUUAUAAAUGAAAAAAUAAAAUAAAUGUUCUAUAUGUCGAAUAGUCACAUAUAAAAAUAUAUAAAAUGGAAUUGUUAUCAAAAAUGCCUCUUAGUUUUUGUUAAUAAGAACGAGAAAUAAUUAAAUGAAGGAGAAAAAUGGUUUCACUUCAUCCAAAUUCCGUUAUUAAAAUUUAGAAAGUUUUGCAAGUAAUCAGGGGUUUAUAAAUAAAACUCCUAAAGAAAUUUCAUUGCUUCAUUCUCUGGCGCUAACAAAUAACUAUGAUUGUUUUAUUAUCGUUAAGAUGAAAAAUUCAAGUGAAAAAAGUUCACUAUUGAAUAAAAAUUGUGAUAAAUUUCAUAAAUUAAAACAAUUAAUGUAAAAAAUAAAUCUCUGUAUUCAUUUAUAUCACAAAUUUGAUUUAUUUGAUUUUUGAAUCCCAAAGAAAAUUUUAAACAUUUAUGUAUUAAUUUUUUUUAAAGGUACUUCCAUAUUUGAUGAAUAAAUGUUUGACUAUAUUAAAUAUGAUUUUAUAAAAAGAUAUGAUUUUUUACAAUUAUGAUUUAAAUGAAAAAUACAAUCGCUCAAGUUGGAAAUCGAGAAUGAUAAUUGAUCUACUAUUUACACUUAGUUAUCAGAGUUAAAAAACAAUGGAUACCAUUAUAUUUAUAAUGAAAAGAAGAUAAAUUUUCUUAAUUAAUCUUUUUUUUUUUUAUGAGAUGUUUUGUAUUAUUACUUAGAAUUCCAUUGUUAGGAACAAUAUUUUACUUAAAUAAAACCUAUAAAAUCAUAAACUUCAUCAUAGUUUGAUUGAUGACGACAGGUUUGAUCAUUUUUUUUUUAAGCUGCAAUUACCAGGAUUGAUGCGGAUACUGUUGUUAUGGAAAAAUUUAAAAAUAAACCUGUUUUAUAUUAGAUUCUCCUCCAAUAGCUUAUUUAUUUUUAUACAACAAAAUACAUACUCAUUGAUGGCAUCGGGUUUGGGUGAAACACUAAGUUUAGGAACUAUUAACUUUUGGAAAAGAUAUUAUAGUUUAUCUACAGCCUGUAGCAAAUUAUGCUGUCCUAUGUGUGUGUGGCUUGCUAAAAAUUUGAUUACAUAUUGGCCAAUGAAAUGAUUGUAGACCCCUGCUGUUUAGAAUUAAUAACCAUUCUAGAUUAAAUAAAAUCUUUCCAAGAUGUAAUAUGAAAUAGAACAGAGUGAGAUUUAUGGAUAUCUCAAGCUGUUGAUUUGAAUAAUUUACAUGUCAAUUUUUUCUGUUGAUAUAUUAAUGAUUAUGGUUAUAACAUUCAACCAGUUGAUUUUUUUUUUCUUACUGUAAAUUUGUAUAUAUCUAUUUUUAAUUUAUUCUUAGAAUUUAUAGUUUAUAGUGUUCACAGAAUUCCCUUAUAUAAAUUAGGCAUUAUGGAACUACUUCAUCUGUGAUAUGUCUGUAUAUGUGUAUAUAUAUAUAUAUAUUUAUGUAUAUUGUUAAAUAGAAUAUAGAUUUUUUUAUUGUUUUCUCUACCAUAGUAUCCCUAAGGAAAAAUGUAGAAAACAUUUGUAACAUGCUUUGUAAGAUGAAUAUAUUUGUAUGGGUAAUUGAAUCAUUGACAAUGGUAUAGAUUUAUGACUAUAUCAGAAACAAAGUAUACAAGAAAAGAGUAAAGACAAUUUUUAAAAAAUAUGAUAACAAAUAAAACAUAAUCAGUAACGCUUUUAUCAUUUCUAAA